ACCUAGUAAACAGAUUAUUACAAAUUGCAAACCCUCGCCAAUUCUGAUUUCAAGCCAUUCUGCACUCUUCCGUCGAUCGCCUUUUGAAGCAGUAGCCAUGUCGCUCAGGCCAAGCGCGAGAACUGAGGUUCGCCGGAACCGCUACAAGGUAGCUGUCGAUGCCGAUGAGGGCCGCCGAAGGAGGGAGGAUAACCUAGUUGAAAUCCGCAAGAGCAAACGCGAGGAGAACUUGCAGAAGAAGCGCCGAGAGGGCCUGGCACAGGCUCAGCCCUUCGCGACACCACUUCAAUCAUCCGCCCUUGAUAAGAAGCUAGAAACUCUUCCAAACAUGGUCGCUGGUAUCUGUUCAGAUGAUAGAAAUUUGCAACUGGAAGCCACGACACAGUUUCGGAAGUUGCUUUCCAUUGAGAGAAGUCCUCCAAUUGAGGAAGUCAUUCAAGCUGGCGUUGUUCCACGCUUUGUUGAGUUUCUUAUGAGGGAGGAUUUCCCAGAGCUUCAGUUUGAGGCUGCAUGGGCCCUAACAAACAUUGCAUCUGGAACCUCGGAGAAUACAAAAGUGGUAAUUGAUCAUGGUGCUGUCCCAAUAUUUGUGAAGCUUCUCGCAUCUCCGAGUGAUGAUGUUCGUGAGCAGGCUGUGUGGGCAUUAGGAAAUGUUGCCGGUGACUCGCCCAAAUGCCGUGAUCUUGUUCUUAACCAUAGAGCAUUGGUUCCUUUGCUAGCUCAAUUGAACGAACAUUCCAAACUUUCAAUGCUAAGAAAUGCCACAUGGACUUUAUCAAAUUUCUGCAGGGGCAAGCCACAGCCUCCGUUUGAGCAGGUGAAGCCUGCACUUCCUGCUCUUGAACGUCUUGUUCAUUCUAAUGAUGAAGAGGUCUUGACUGAUGCCUGCUGGGCACUUUCCUAUCUUUCUGAUGGCACUAAUGAUAAAAUCCAAGCUGUUAUUGAGGCAUGUGUUGUUCCUCGACUUGUGGAGCUCCUCCUUCAUCCAUCUCCUUCAGUGCUCAUUCCUGCACUUCGUACUGUUGGAAAUAUUGUGACGGGGGAUGAUUUCCAGACUCAGUGUGUAAUAAGUCAUGGCACACUCCCUUGCCUUCUGAGCCUUCUGACACAUAAUCAUAAAAAGAGUAUCAAGAAAGAGGCUUGCUGGACUAUCUCUAACAUUACUGCUGGAAAUAAGGAACAGAUUCAGGCUGUGAUUGAGGCAGGUUUAAUUGCCCCCUUAGUAAAUCUGCUUCAAAAUGCUGAAUUUGACAUAAAGAAAGAAGCUGCUUGGGCAAUUUCUAAUGCUACUUCUGGUGGUACACACGAUCAAAUCAAGUAUCUGGUGAGUCAGGGAUGUAUUAAACCAUUGUGUGAUCUCCUUGUAUGCCCUGAUCCAAGGAUUAUCACAGUUUGCCUUGAAGGGUUAGAAAACAUUUUGAAAGCCGGAGAGAAUGAGAAGAACGUGGGCAACACUGGAGAUGUCAAUUUCUAUGCUCAGAUGAUAGAUGAUGCUGAAGGGUUAGAAAAGAUUGAAAAUCUGCAGAGUCAUGAUAACAAUGAGAUAUAUGAAAAGGCUGUUAAGAUUCUUGAGACAUAUUGGUUGGAAGAUGAGGAUGAGACAUUACCUUUGGGAGAAGAAUCCCAGCAAGGCUUUCACUUUGGUGGGAAUGAUGUUUCAGCUCCAUCAGGUGGAUUCAAUUUCAGCUGAAGAAUAUAUGGUUGAUUCAAUGGAGAUCCGUAAAAUGUUGGUGGUCACAUUAUUUUAUGUCUGGGUCAAGUUGGGUCUUGUCAUGGCACCUGGGCUCGUCUGAUCGGUGUCUGGUCCAGCGUCUGUUAUGGUGGUGGUCGUAAGAGGUGCCUAGGAGGGUCAUUUUAUACUACAAUGUCAGAAAUAAAUGAAGAUGGGAGGGUACAGUUGCAACAUGGUGGGUUGGUCAGCAUAGUGGUAUUUUGGCUUUUACUAUGUGGAAUGCCACAGAAAUGUCCCAGAGGCUGUUAUUGCCUCGGAUUGGGAUUUGAUUGCGGAUUUGAGUGUAUGUUUUGAGUCUAAGUUGUAUGAGUAACUUCUAUAGAGUCGGUAUUUCUUUUAUAUUCUUGUGUGAGGAUAGUUUUCAUGAACUUCGAUCUUGUAAUGUAUUGCAACUUGCAAGUUAGAAGACGAGUCAGUAUUGUUUUUUGUGUUGUCACUUGAUCACAAAAUAUAUAUAAUGGCAAGUUGUGGUUGGUCUUGGUCAUAUAUUCAUAUGGAAAACAUAUUUCUGUUGGUACUAGUGUCUCAUCCAUAUGCGUUGGGAAGAUUAAAGUGCUGUUAGCUGACCUGCACUAGAUGGCUCUGCUAUUGGAUUUGAAAGCAUGUAAAAUUUUCCUUGUUCUUGUAUUAUUUAUGGGUUUCAUUCGUUUCUUUUCAAAA
Messenger RNA from Tripterygium wilfordii, 2392 nucleotides. RefSeq names its product importin subunit alpha-2-like. The coding region runs from base 98 to 1690 and encodes 530 amino acids. The record is from RefSeq and is a predicted model, not a curated record. Gene Ontology annotation, biological process: NLS-bearing protein import into nucleus. Gene Ontology annotation, molecular function: nuclear import signal receptor activity; protein binding. The transcript has 11 exons. Lineage: Eukaryota; Viridiplantae; Streptophyta; Magnoliopsida; Celastrales; Celastraceae. Gene Ontology annotation, cellular component: nucleus; cytoplasm.